This is a messenger RNA of Entamoeba histolytica HM-1:IMSS, 480 nucleotides long. RefSeq lists its product as uncharacterized. The record is from RefSeq and is a predicted model, not a curated record. Gene Ontology annotation, biological process: vacuolar protein processing. Lineage: Eukaryota; Evosea; Mastigamoebida; Endamoebidae. Gene Ontology annotation, cellular component: intracellular membrane-bounded organelle. The transcript is spliced from 2 exons. The coding region runs from base 1 to 480 and encodes 159 amino acids.
AUGGCAAAUCAGUCUCAGAAGAAAACUGUAGUUAGAAAUAAGCAAAAAUUACUCAUCUCAUUUGCUUUUGUUUUUCUUUCUAUUUUCUUCUUUGUGUUUUAUCGAUUCCUUAAAGGAACAUUAACAGGAACAGCAUAUUUCGUAUUUAUUAUUAACGCAUUAUUCCAAUGUAUUCCAUUAAUUUAUACAUUCUCUAUAAGUAGGCCAUUGUAUGAGAAUGGAGAAUUAAUUGAUUGUGGAUCAGACUUAUCAGCAGAAGGAUUAAUGGAUUAUAUCCAUGACAUUCUUUAUUUCUCUUCAAUCAUUCAGUUUUUGAGUUCUUUCUCUUUCUUUGCAAUGUACUUAUAUAUAUUAGUCAUUGGAUAUACCAUUUAUCUUGUUGUUCAAAUGUCUAAUGCAAUGCCAAAUUUAAAUGCAGCUCAAGGAAAUUCUCAAGAAAAAGGAAAGAAGCAAAAAAUGAAAUUUAAAACACGUUAUUAA